Messenger RNA from Effrenium voratum, 1455 nucleotides. NCBI's taxonomy places the organism in Eukaryota, Dinophyceae, Suessiales, Symbiodiniaceae. The record is from the annotation of a GenBank genome assembly.
AUGCCAGCUACGUCUGGUGCGCCCACGAAAAAGCCAGCUGCGAACAAGCUGACCAUCAAUGCCAUGGUGGAUGACAUCAAGACGGCUGCUUCGUCCAAGGAUGAUGAGGAAGAGAACCAAUUGCGCGACAAAGGAAAAGCCGAGAAAUUCGGCAAAUUAAUGAAGGCUGGGGCAUUGCCGCUAGCUGUGGUUCACAUGUGGCAAAUCGAGUCCAAGAAAGCGCAGAGCCAACGGCAGUUCCAGACGAAUCUGAUCAAUGGACUGUUCAACAAGCAAACUGAUGGAUCCUACAAGAUGAACACGGAGUCUCACCAGUUCAAAGAGUACCAGAAGAUCUACGUCCAACACGUCGCCAAGGACAAGAAGAAGGGAAUGGCCAUGGAGGCUAGCCUUGCUAAGGGCGAGUUGCAGUCGCACAAGGACGAUGCGGGUAUGGAGUACCUAAGCUUCCGUGAGCUGCAAACCAUGGAGGUCAAGACCAACGAACGUGGUGAAACAGUUGAGGGGUCCAAGAAGCUCAAAAGCCAGGAGGCCCACACGUUGGCGGGGCUCAUGUCGAAGAUGAAGUGGGAGUGGGUCUGCAAGAAGGAUGCUCAUCUGCCUGAAGGGUUCCUCAAGACGCUGGCCAAGGCAGCCACGGCGUGCGACAAGUUGCUGAAAGAGGGCUUGAAGCUUUCCAAGGAAAGGGGCUUGGCGGAGAAGGAGGGAGCCCUCAAGGCUGCCUACGCCGACCUGACCAAGCACCAGAGCCAGAUUGAACACGUCAAGACUUGGAAGGAACUCCCGAACACCGAUGGCCCACUCACCAAAGGCGCCUUGGACAACUUCUUGCUUGACAUUGCCCGGGACGUUGACAAGUACAACAAAGAGAUCGAAAGCGUCAAGGGCAUCCUCAAGGCAAGGUUGUGCCGCUCGCCGUCCAUGGAGACGGCGUGCCGGUGGCAAGGCGGCCGCUUCCCCAAAUUGCGGGGCAAAGCUGCCGAGGUCAGGCACUUCGGGGCAGCUUUGCACGCUUUAUGGAAUGCUCACAUGAACCCUCAUUUGAUUCUUCAUCGCCGGAUCAACUUGAUGUUGCAGUUAAACUGCCAGCUGGAGAACAUGAUCACAGAGUACAAAGACGACUUCGCGUUCCCCCCUGGGCCUGCUGAGGACUUCGAAAACACAUGCACGACAAUGCUCCAAUUGCAAACCCAAGUUGCUGAACAUUUCUUGGAAGAAGGUAUUGCCUAUUUCGACGUGACUUCGAAAUGUCACAUGCUGCAAGAGCUCGCCAUCCUGGCUCGUCACAUCAACCCUCGGCUCAUUUGGGUGUUUUGCGGGGAAGACAUGAUGCAAAAGAUGCAACAAGUGGCGCAGAGCUGCACCAGGGGCAACACCCCGGGCCAAACCAAUUUGAAAAUGGCCCGCCACUACCGCCUCGGAUUGCAUUUCUUGUUCAAGAAACGUCACGGAUGA